ACCUCCUUCUUCACACAGCUCUACACACCUUCACUCGAAACAAACAAAACAGCACCACUUUCCUCUCUCUCUCUCUCUAAAAUCCACCAUUUUUCCGGUUAAACCCGCCGGGAAAAGCCUAUCAGCUCUGCCGUUCUCUUCCUCUUUCUCUGAUGCUUUCGAUUUCGGAGCAUCCGUCUAAAGAGCCCCAACUCAAAAGGCCCAAAAGUCCGGACCCGCUCAACUCCUUCAACUCACUCCUCCAGCAUAUCCACCACCCUCGCACAUGCCUACUCUUCGCCAUACUCGCCCUCCAGGUCCUGCUCCUCUUCACUCUUCGCUCUCUCCCUUUCUCUCGCCAACAUUUUUCUCCGCCGAACUCCCUUAAACCCGAACCCUUACCAGUACCUGAACCUGAAGACCGAUGCGGGUCGGGCCGGGUCUUCGUCUACGACCUCCCCAAAACCCUCAACCAAGAGAUUUUACAAAAUUGCGACGACCUCAACCCGUGGAGCUCGCGCUGCAAAGCCUUGGCGAACGAGGGGCUCGGCCAGCAGGCGACGGGAAUCGCCGGAGUCGUGCCAGAGAAUCUCGCUCCGGCGUGGUACUGGACGGACCAGUUCGUUUCGGAGGUGAUUUUCCACAAUCGGAUCCUGAACCAUAAGUGCCGGGUCAUGGAGCCAGAAUCGGCCACGGCGUUCUACAUCCCCUUCUACGCUGGACUCGCGGUGGGCAAGUACUUGUGGUCGAACUCCAGUACCGCACAGGACCGCGACCGCCACUGCGAGAUGAUGCUUAGGUGGGUCCAGGACCAGCCGUACUACAAAAGAUCCGAGGGCUGGGAUCAUUUCAUCACGAUGGGGCGGAUCACGUGGGACUUUCGACGGUCCAACGACCAAGAUUGGGGGUCACGCUGCAUUUACCUCCCCGGCAUGAGAAACAUCACGCGUCUCCUGAUUGAGCGAAACCCGUGGGACUAUUUCGACGUCGGUGUUCCCUACCCCACCGGAUUCCACCCCAGGUCAGACUCCGACGUCGCCGAGUGGCAGAGCUUCGUCCGUACGCGCAACCGCACGAAGCUAUUCUGCUUCGCCGGAGCGAAACGCGGCGCGAUAAAGAAAGACUUCAGAGGGCUUCUGCUGAGUCACUGCCAGAGCGAGUCAGAGUCGUGCCGAGUAGUGGACUGCUCGGGGACCAAGUGCUCGAACGGCACCUCAGCGAUCCUCGAAACGUUUCUGGACUCGGAUUUUUGUUUGCAGCCGAGAGGCGAUAGCUUCACGCGGAGGUCGAUUUUCGACUGCAUGGUGGCCGGUUCGAUCCCGGUCUUCUUCUGGAAGCGAACCGCUUACAUACAGUACGAGUGGUUUUUACCGGGCGAACCGGAGAGUUACUCCGUUUACAUAGACCGUAACGCCGUUACAAACGGGACGUCGAUAAAGAACGUGCUUCAGGGGUUAAGCAGAGAGGAGGUUGAAAAAAUGAGAGGGAAAGUGAUCGAUUAUAUACCCAAGUUUUUGUAUGCGAAACCUCAGGAGGGUUUGGAGAGUGUGAAAGAUGCUUUCGAUAUUGCGCUGGAAGGGGUGUUGAGGAGGUUCAAGGAGCACGGUGAGUGGGGGUUCAGAUGGAAAUGAAAGAAAUGGCGGUAAAUUUUUAUUUAUUUUUUGCACUUUUUUUAAUAUCUUAUAAUUUUAUUUGGGUCACAUAAAUUGGAUGGAUAAGGAUUUUCCCAGAUUGUAGGGGAAAAGGGUUAAUGGGCGUUGGGAAGUAGUUAUUAGUUGUUACAGUUUGUAUCUAAUUCUUUUGCUACAUUAUAGUUUGUAUACAGUUGAGUGAUAUAUUUAGUCACUACGAGUUCAAUGUAAUGAGUAGCUGUAGCUGGUGAAGUGAUAAUGUAGCGCCACACCCACACACACACUGGUGUGGUCCAUAUUGUUCGGUUGGAGGUGGACGGGAGCAUGGCAUGGAUAGAGAGAGAGAAUCAAUAUAAAUGGCUUUUUUUUU
Prunus mume (Japanese apricot) is the source of this 1980-nucleotide messenger RNA. RefSeq names its product glycosyltransferase 18 (gene GT18). Gene Ontology annotation, molecular function: galactosyltransferase activity. The record is from RefSeq and is a predicted model, not a curated record. Lineage: Eukaryota; Viridiplantae; Streptophyta; Magnoliopsida; Rosales; Rosaceae. Gene Ontology annotation, biological process: xyloglucan biosynthetic process.